Messenger RNA from Acanthochromis polyacanthus (spiny chromis), 4557 nucleotides. RefSeq lists its product as uncharacterized. The coding region runs from base 128 to 1264 and encodes 378 amino acids. Gene Ontology annotation, cellular component: precatalytic spliceosome. Gene Ontology annotation, molecular function: single-stranded RNA binding; double-stranded RNA binding. The record is from RefSeq and is a predicted model, not a curated record. The transcript has 10 exons. Lineage: Eukaryota; Metazoa; Chordata; Actinopteri; Pomacentridae.
ACUUGUGCUUUACUCAACAGAGUUCCCCACCGUGAGGCAUCUGGACUAGAGCACACCGUGGCUUCUUUAGGAAUACUCAUAAUUACUCCAACGUCUGUAUACAGGUGGUGUUUUCUACAGCAGCAGCAUGCAGCCAGGAGUUUCAAACAAAAGCCAGCUGUCAGAGUCUCUGAAGGAUUAUCUAAACAACAAGAACAGACUACAACCCAUUAUUGGCUUGGGCAGCAUAAUAGAAUGUGUGAAAGUGGGUCCACAGAACAGAGAGUCAAUUUACUUGUGCGAGGUGUGCGUCUGUCAGCUAAAUAAAGCCGACAUGCGGAACCACAUAUUGGGAAGUCUCCACAGAUUCAACUACAUUAAAACCUGGCAUCCGCACUUACUGUCUGAAUGGCAGGAGAACUCUGAUCUGUCUAAGCUGGCCUGGCCCCUGAUGGAGAAGGCCAAGGUGCUUGAGAGACAGGAGGGAACAGGACGUAUCCAGUUAUUAAAGGUAGAAGAUGCUGUAUACGAGAGGAUGGCAACACACAGAGAAACAGACGUUAUAGCUUUGAUAAACUCCUUAAAGAAUGGACAGAGUGAGCCUGAGACUGCAUCGUUACACUAUCCCGUCCAAUCACAGAGGACGGUACUGCUUGCACAGAACCGACAGGGAAUGUCCAACAAAUCCCUCAAGGCUGACAAGAAAUCAAACAAGACCGCACAGUCAGAACAAAAGUCUCUGCCCGUGAUGCAAGCAAAACCCCCUGUCACACCAGAAGUCUGGGUAAAAAACGUCUCAACAUCCCAGAUGUACGAUACUCAGACAUUACCCGAAUCCACAGCCAUAUCGGAGAAAAACAGGAGCUGUCUUGAUGACUACACGGGAACCAAGCCUCUUAUAGGCCUUUCCUGUGUGGUUGAGUACAGAACUGAGGAUGGCUGCUCAUACUGUUUCUUAUGCCACUGUUGCCGCAUCAAAUCAGACCAAAAGGACGUCACUGAUCACCUGACCAGCUCUUCCCAUCUCCUUAACUACUUGAUGGAAGCUUAUCCAGAGCAAGUGGUGGGAAUGACUGCAGAAAUCAGAGAUGACCGUCAGCUUCUCUGUUCACUGGCCAAGAAAGUGGAGCAAAAUGAAGGCAGAGGAGAGCUGAAGGUAGUAAAUGCACCAGAAUCCUUCUGUAUGCAACUCACAGGCAAAAGUUACCACUGGUGUAAGUACAGACGAUUAUAUUUUUGUUUGGCUGUCAGUCGUUCACCUCUUUUCCUCCGACUCUGCUCUUGACGUGUUGACCUGUGUGUAAGUAUAACGUUUUACUCUUUGUCACUUCACAUUAUUCGUCUAUGGCUCCAUGUCUUGAAAGUGGUGUAAUACUUGUGCUGUGCAUCAAAGUCAAACUCCACAAGGUCUCAACUUAAAAAAAAACCACACUCCUCUAAAAUGAGAUGCAGGAUCUACCAUAUUUUCAGUGUAGUACAAAAGUGACUUUUGAUGUCAGGUUUGUUGAGGCUGUGCUGGUCAAUACAGGUAUUUAUGCUUUAAGACUUGCUGUGCCACAUGUUUAGUAAGUAAAAGUGUGGGUAUGUGAAAGCUAAUGGCGUAUUUUGUCAAGUUUAGUGAAAAGAUUAGGAAACAGUAAUUUGAGACGUCUCAUUACUUCAUUUAACCCCUUGAUGUCUGUUGUUGUGAAUUCACAACAUACCACUUUCAUUGAGACUGCAGCCGACAUAGCAUAUCCAUUCCUCCAAUGCCGGUUUGUGCAUGUUCAAUACGUACCUCGGAACCUUUUGCAAGCUCUGGUUUCUGGUAGGACCAGUCAGAGUGUGAUCUAAUUAUUAUAUAUCUGUUAUUAUUAUUAUGUAUCUGUUCUGUGUGUAGAGUUAAAUUAACAAUCUCUACUUAUUUUAGCAUCAGCUAGAAAGCAAAAACAUGCAAAAAAAAGGUUUUUAUUUAUUUGUAAAUAAAUUCAGGCGUCAAGGAUUUAAGGCAGGUCCGUUGCUGAUUUCUGCAAAGGUUGUGUUUACUUCUUUUUACUCUCAUAGUCAACAACAAAAUAUAAAUUUGGUAAACUUUCCAUACAGUUGUAUGUUGUUGACUUCAAAAUCUUUUUGUUCGUUUUCUUUUCUCUUUAUUCACAGUGUCUCUCUAAAUUUAGCUGUGAUCAAACCCUUCAGUGUUUCAGUAAUGCUGCUCCGAGCACUACUUUAUGUGUCACAUACAUUUAAAAAAAAAAAUCCGGUUCGCUUUUGAAUGUUUCUCCGUAUACCCCUUGCACUGGUUUUGCUUUUUUCCAGGUAUAAAGAUGCUGAGUAGUGGAUGGACACAUACUAACAUCCAGAAAAAGAGAACAGGUGUCAAAGGGUCGACUGUGAAUAAAACCUCAGCUCGGGAUAUGCCUGAGAAAUACCACCCAGUGCUGCCAAAACGAGCAAAAAGACAGAAACCAAAGACGAAAAACAGGAAGAUGCCCAAUACUGUGUUCAGCGUAAGCCUGCCUCUUACCAAAGGUUCAAUUCUGCUGGAGAGGACGUCUUUCAGCACGGACAGCCUCCCUGUGUGUUUUGCAUCACCUCCAUCCGAUGACGACAUCCGUCUCUCUCCAAAGUCUCAGAUAAUGGGCUCUGAAUUUUAUGACUGUGAUAGUGGAUCAUUUGAGGUUGACCAUGGUGAAUGUCCCACAACGUGCAAAACCUCCCAACUACAGCAAGAUCACUAUGGUGGAAAUGCAAAUCCUGCUCAAUACAUACCAGAAAAACCUUUAACCGUCACUCUGCUACAAGAAGCAGAAGAAUACGCCAAUGAUGGUGUGUACGUCCUCCAGUCAGAGGAUGUAACCGGGACAAAAGACGAUGAGAUGUAUGGGGAAGGGGCUUACAACAGACAGCAUGGUUUUGGGGAAAGUUCAAGUCAGAAGUUCUUUCAGACAUCAAGAAAUGAGAAACACCAGACGCACAAUGAAGGACCGCUGCCUGCUGUGUCCCACACUAUGACCUGGCCACCGUAUCACUCCUCCUACAGGCAAGAGGAGGGUGGUGCUGAGCAGUGGCACAAUUCAGCUUCACAAAGUCAAGCUGGCACAAGAGUGGAAGAGUUUGGAGAGGAGAACCACAAGGACAUGAGCUUGGAUGCUCUUCAACGUUAUUACCAACAACACCAGUACAUGACAGCAGACACAGGUCUUCAGUACAACAUGGCUCCUGUGACGGGCAGUGUGGGGCCUCAGUAUCUGUCUGGUGAGCCGGUUGCUUAUUCAAAUGCCGCCCAGACAAACUUACAAACUCCCUUGUUGGAUCGUCUCGCAUACAGUGGCAGCGUUCCAUCACAGCCUGGAGUACAGUUUCCUGAGAGUAAGCCGAGAUCAUCCCAAACAUACACGGAGGUCACCGCCGUGCAUUUCCAGACAGCUGCACAAAGCUAUGGGUCACAGUCUACAGCCUAUCAGGCCUAUCAAGCCGGACAAGUAGACCAGGGGUUGACGUCUAACCACAGCACUGGAACCUGGACAAACCCUGACCCGUACUAUGCUUAUCCAGCCAGCAUCUGUGGAGGUGCUGGGGUCCAGUGCUAUCAUCCAACCUGGCCAAGCUCGGUGCUACGGGGCCCGCUCAGGUCUUAAUAUCAGAGCCACUGCUUUGUGUAGAUGGAAAAUCUCAAUUUGCUCGUCUCAGUGUCAAUAUUUACCAUAUUUCAUUGAGACUUGAUUUCUACACAAAUAACUGACAUCCUUGUUUAAUCACACUUGUGUUGUCCACUAUGGGAUGGGGUGGAGGGGCAUUUUUGAUGUUCAUUUGCAGUAACAGUAUUUAGUUUCUGUCAUAAAGGGAGUCUCCUCAUGGUGGGAUAUUUUUUUCAUCAUCUGACAUCAGUGUUCAGCUUUGUUCUGUUUGACUUUACAUUUUGUAACAUAACACCUUUUAUAUGCAGCAGACAGCGAUUUAGCGUUUUCAGUCAGAUGACGUCUUUAGAUUAGAUUUUGGUCUAAUAAACUGAAAUGAGCACAGACAGUAAAGCAUCUCCUUGGAUGUGCUUGAAAGUAUUAGUGGGAAUAGAAGGGAAUGUUCAGCUGCUGCAUCAUACGAGUACGUAAAAACAAAUCUUUUUUGAUUUUGAAUUAAAAAAUCUCUGUCUCCCUCUGAUUUCCAUAUAUUACAGUUAUAUUAGUGACUCAAGCCAAGCGGGACAGAAAUGGAUAAUUUGAGAAUUUAAAGUCAAAAACGGAAUUUAUUCAUGGUUCUAUGUUCUGCAAGUAAGUGAGAAGAAUGAUCAUUAAUAUUUACCAUCAGACUUUGCAUUGUACAGCAGCUGGCUGUUUUUUUUUUCUGCGUUUUUCUAAAAAUUGUUGUAGUUUGGAAAGCAACAAUAAGGUCAUGCUGGACUACAAACAUUUUUUUCUUUUGCACUGUUAUGCCACUGUGACUGCAUUUAUUUUGUAUAGGCUGUGCCUGAAGAACUCCAAAGAAUUUACUGUUGUUACAUUUGUAAUAUGACAGGCACGGUUUUGUUCUACUUUUUUAAACAUGUUUGAAUGUUCUAUUUUGCUAAUCAUUGUGGAAUAAAGCACUGCUGAGGUUACGGUU